UUGUUUGAAUUUGAUUGAUAAUUAAACGUGUUUUCUCAGUAUUUACACCGUUACUGUAAAAUUAAAUAAAUCAAUAUUGAACUUGAAUAUUCUCACAUAAGUAGAUCGAAAAUUUAUAACCUUAAAAUGGCACAAACAAAUAUAGACGACACCGUAACAAGAUACGAAAAUUUCAUAAACGAAGUACUAAAAGAAGACCUCAGAGAACUAGAAACGAAAUUAGAGUUUUUUAAUAAUGAAGUUUCAGAUUUAAUACAACAGAAGCACACAUUAAAAGUGUUAACAAACAAAAAUAUUCAUCCCACCGGUUUCAAGACACAAGUUAACGUUGGUUGUAAUUUCUUCAUGGAGGCGUCAGUGUCCAAAACCGAUACGUUGCUUGUGAACAUCGGAUUGAAUCACUACAUAGAAUUUAAAUUAUCAGAAGCCAACAGAUUUUUGGAGGCGAGAAUAAAGUAUUAUGAAAAAAAAUCUCACGAGGUACGUCUCAGGGCAGCACAGGUUUCUGCACACAUUAAGUUGAUGUUAUACGGUAUUUCCGAAUUACAAAACAGAAACAAUAGUGAUGGUUCUAGUACUUAAAGCAACUGUGUGAAUAAUGUGGAGUAAAACUGUUAUUAUGUUCGGUGUACUAUGUUUCAUAGAAUUUUUAUUAAGAUAAAUGUAUUUUAGUUUGUAAAAUCAGGAACGAUGUAUAUUCAUUUAAGUUUCGUAAAUGACUAAAUAAUAAGUCAGUUAUGGUGCAGUGGUUAGCGCCUCUGACUGUGUCGCUGAGGGAUGUGGGUUUGUUUCCCACAUUGAGCAAUUAUUCGUGUGAUGAACAGGUUUGUUUCCUCUUCGUCUGGGUGUUUAUUAUCUAUAUAUUUAACUAUAUGUCAGUCUCUAGUACCCAUAACACGGAACCCUAGUUUGGGGCCACAUAAUUGUAUUAUUUUUUCUCAGUAAUUUAUUUUUAUUAUUUAUUUACUGGUGUGUCAUAAUUGUAUUAAUCACAGACAUUUGGUAUUGAGUUUGGAAUGAAAAAAAUUGUUGUUUAUUUGUCCCACUAACAAAUAAUUAGCAUUGAUGAUUAAUUGAGUGUUCAUUUGGGAUAUUUUUAUAAUUUUGCAUUAAAUUUGGUGUUGGAUUGAUGACAUUGUCCUCAGUGAUUGAGAGUGAUGUUAAUACCAUAUUUGCGCUUCAUAAUACUCCAAAAUGGGGAUGUCUUUGUGUUAACCUAUAUUUAUAUGUGUUCAUUUUAGUAUUCAAGUUGAAUGAUAACUGAUAGAAAAUUAUUAUUCAAAUUUAGGUAACAGUAAGGAGUAAAGAAAGCAGUUGUCUUGCUACAUACAAUAUAUUUAUAAGAUGUUGCAAAAUUAUUACUGAUGUAGUCUGUUGUAUUUAUUGCAUGACUGUCAUUUUUAAUCGUAAACAGUACAUUGUUACUAUUUAUCUUUUUAAAUAUGUGAACAGUUCUCAAAUAAUAAUUCUUUACAUUUCUAUUUGUUUCAUAACAUUUCAUAAUUGAAGUUGAAUAGAUUGGCUGUCUACUUAGGUGCCUUUUUCAUUAAAACAAACUAUUCUGUAUGUAGGAUAGCACGGCAGCUACAUCAUAAUAAUAUAAUGUAUUGAAUUAUUCUCUCACUUAGAUAUUAUAUUUUUUACAGCUGUUCUAAAGCCUAAAAUAAACCUAUUUACAGUGCAGUAUAACUUCAGCAAAUCAAUAUUAGAUCAAUAUUAAGACUAAUGUAGUGUUUUUGAUUGCAUAAAGCACCCUAAUCUCUUAGCAAGGUUAGAAAUCGCCAGAAUCAAUCUAAAUUAUAAUAUUAUAUCACUACAUCUGACACAAAUUUUAAAUUAAAAUUUAACAAGGAACCCAUAGUAGAAGUUCUGCCCAUCUCUAUUUAGCACACAAGCUUUUGAAAUUCUAUUAUUCUACCUAUACUUUAGUAAAACUACUAUUUCCUAAUAAAGUAUCCAAUUAUUAAUCUAUUCUAGUCUACUAUCCUUGUGAAGUAUGUAUCAAAUGUAUUAAUUCAUUUUCUAAUAGGAAACCAACAGUGUCACAUUAGUUAUUUAUUCUAGCAGUUAUUCAGUUAUGUAAUUCAUAUUCUGUCAAACCACUUGUUUAAUGUUUUUAAUGAAAUUAUAUUAUGGGGAUCUGUUGAUGUGAUAAUAAUUUAAUUAUGUAUUUGUAUAUACAUUGUAUAUAAAUUAAUUUUAAGUGUAGACUGAAAUAAGAAAGUCAUAAGCUAAGAUGAUGUGUAGACUCAUUCCUAAAUUAUAAAAAUAACCAGUACUGACUUUGUGGUAGCAAUUUUUCAAAUGUAAAUAAUGUAGUUUUAAAAUUGAUCAAACUUAUUAGUUUUUGUGUAAGCUUAUAAAUCAAGUUGCCAUUUCUAGGUCAAAACUAUUAUAUAAAUAUCUAAGAAAAGUUUGGAUUAUCAAAGAAUUUGUGAAAUUUAGUAAACUCUUAGUACAUAGUACCAGUGAGCAUUAAAAACUCGCACACGUCAUUAAAA
Bombyx mandarina (wild silkworm) is the source of this 2501-nucleotide messenger RNA. It is a transcript of the gene Uxt, whose product is annotated as Uxt prefoldin-like subunit. NCBI's taxonomy places the organism in Eukaryota, Metazoa, Arthropoda, Insecta, Lepidoptera, Bombycidae. Gene Ontology annotation, molecular function: transcription corepressor activity. Gene Ontology annotation, biological process: negative regulation of transcription by RNA polymerase II. The record is from RefSeq and is a predicted model, not a curated record.